CUGUUUGCCAACCCGCCAGUCUAGUUUACGCGCCCGGUCAUCCGCCGGCUCUACAAGUGGGUAUUCCAUUGCGACUCCCAGACGCGCUCGUUCAUCGCGUAAUCGAGCCUACGAGUUUUCUUUCGAUCACGUCCAGGCGACGUUUGUUCGUGAACAGGACACGGGGAGACUAACCGCGGGAUUUCGCUGGCUGCCAGGGCAUUGUUGCAAAAUCUCCUAGGGUUGCCACAUUCGAGCAGAGGUGCACGAUCGGCCAGCGUCGGGAAGGGCGAUGCACGCGCAACACAAAAACGUCUCCAGCCUCUCGCACAAGGUGGGAACGGCUUAAGGAGACAGCCGAGGGACGAUGACUUAAGUUCUACGGGGGAGCUGUAACGAUCAACAGGAGAAAGAAGUAACAAAAUUGCAAAUGGCUCAGAGGCAGAAUCGAUACCGUGACGCAAAGGACCGUGAAAGUUCCCGAGGUCGAGGUGUUUUCCUCCCCGUCUCAGCGAGCCAAUCCGCCGUGUUACUUCGAGAUCGAUGCGUGUAAAAUUCCUGCGAGCCGGAAACUUCGAAACUGUCCCCAUAAAACGACUCGAGUGAAGAAGAAAAAAAGAAGUCUGAAGAAAGGAGAGACAAAACGAUGACAAUUGCUCUCGGUCGCGCGCGAAGCGAUAAUCAGGUUUAGGAUCAAUCGAAGGAGAGUGACGAGCUCUGAAGUGAGAAAAACAGAUUCGACAAUGAGCUUCUUCAAUUCGCUGCAACAGUACGUGAGCGACAGCGUCGCGAGCCUGGGCCUCAGCCCAAAGCGAUUUUCGUUCAGCCGAGAGGACUCGGCCUCCAGCGCGACCGGAAGGAGCGGCUCAACCGGAAGCGUAACCGGGACAACGAACACGAACUCUACCGCGCAACAAUCGACCCUUUAUGGUUACCCAAAGGUAGUGCCACCCCCGGGCAUCGUCACGCCCUCCUCCCACGGACGCUCGUUGUCGACGCGUAGACGAACCCUUGAGUGCACUUCGUCUCCCGGGCUGACGGUGUAUCCCGCGACAGGAAGCGCAUCAGGCAGUACCUCUCCCCGCAGGGUCGGUUCUUUUCGGAGAAGCACCGGUUCCGCCGAUCGGCCGCCUUUGAUGUUCUGUCGGAGGAGACCCUCUUGGCCGGAAGUGGACAUACAGGCUACUUCUGGAGUACAAGAAACCGAUGGAUCCUUCUUCGAAAGUUUCACCGCGUUAUCUUGGAAACAACAAAAUCGGAGGCUUGUAGUUCUUCAAGAGUCUGAGGUCAGAUCGAAGGAACCUCCUCCACCGUCCAGAGACAGCAGUUUGAAUACUUCGCAGUAUCGUUUCACCAAAAAAGAGUUGGAACAGUUGUACAUAGAAGUCCUUUACACGAUCGCCAACACUGUGGGCGCCAGUACAGGACAAUACGCCCACUACAAAGAGGAUCUUUAUAGAUACGCACAGGAAGCUUUUAGAGUACCGCAAGAUCAACAUCGUCGUUAUCUGAAUAUUGCGUCUGAAGAGAAGCCUCCAAUAGUCGUUCUGAGCGUGGUGGUGGUCGAGGCCGAAGGAUUGGAAGCGAAAGACGCAAAUGGAUUCAGUGAUCCAUACUGCAUGCUGGGAAUUCAGCCGGGUAAUACAGGUGCGCCAUUAAGUCCUCAGACGAAUUUAACAGCGCACUCGCCCCACACGCCUCCCGCCUCGCCCCGUCAAGCGACCCGGGCCCUUUCCGACGGGGGUGAAACCGAAAACUCUCAGCACGAGAAACUGCGGAAGCACCAUAGUUUCAGGCUGUCGUUCAAGCGCAAGGAGCACACGAGCAGACGCGAACAUCGAGAGUCCUUAAGCGGUGCGGUCCCGGCGAAGUUUAUACGGGCGACCACCGUGAAGCCGCACACGCUCAGCCCGCGAUGGAACGAGAAGUUUCGUUUUGACAUCGACGAUAUCAGUACAGACAUCCUGCAUCUGGAUAUAUGGGACCACGACGACGAGUCCUCGGUAUUCGACGCGGUUAGCAAGCUGAACGAAGUACGUGGUGUCAAGGGUCUCGGACGGUUUUUCAAGCAGAUCGCGCAGAGCGCGAGAUCCGGCGGCCAGGAUGAUUUUCUCGGCUGCGUGAAUAUUCCUCUUCAGGACAUUCCAAGCACCGGACUCGAUCGAUGGUACAAAUUGGAAGCUAGAACGCAACGGAGCACUAUUCAGGGUAGAAUUAAAUUAAAACUGUGGCUAUCGACGAGAGAGGACAGGGGAACCUCUGAAGAAGAUAAUUGGGGAGAGCUAAGACAACAAGAAAGACUUUACACCGUGUUCCUCAACCACGAGAUGAACAAGCAAGGAGAAGACUUCACCGGAGAAUUGCCACAAACGGCACUAACAAUUCUUCAUCAACACGCCGUCCAAGGUGAUGUCACGGAGUUGCAGCAAGCACUAGUUAGAUGGGUAGCAACCUCGCGGCAGCCGACCUGCGAUCCACGGAUCCUCCACCGGCUUCUUCAGGAGUUGGACAAGGUGUGGCACACGGAUACGCUUUCCCGAGACGAGGAACAAUGUCUCGCUGAUUCUUUCAACGAAUUCCUCGGUGUCUCCUUGAAAAGAAUUCGACAACAUCGUAUACUUUAUCCGCCAUUGCAUCGACCAUCGAUCUCGAAACUGGAUUACCUUCUUAGGUGUUUAGGAUUGUUAUCGAACAUGAAAGCCUUCCGGUCGUGUUGUCCUUUCAACAAAGAAAUUCGUGGAGAAAUUAUUACUGCCUUAAGAAAUGGAACUCACGAUUGGUAUGAAGAUAUGAGGCUGCAAAUAAUGUGUUAUGAUAAGGAGCCAGAUCAGGAUGCAGAUAAAGUCUUACAGGACUUUACAAACUUGGUAACCGCUUUACUGGUAGACCUGGAGCAAGGACUGACUUAUUAUAACAGUCUCUUUGAAAGCACGAACGGCGUGCCAUAUUUCGCGGCGGUGUAUAAAAAACUGGACAAGCUGCUGGCGGAACACGUGGCGAAACACAUGGAGAACACUUCCGAGAUGCAAAAUGAGCUCGGGGCAAGAGUCACAACCGCCUGUCUUCAACUUCACGGUCAGAACGCGGACGAAGAGUAUGUAUUACCACCGGGUGCGGAAAUAGGAACUCCGAUGUUUGAACUGUACCUGGCUUUGCAAGAUUUCGUAAUAAUGAAGGAAAAUCUGCCGCAAUCUGACCACAAAAGUUUGGCCAUUUGCAAGUAUUACGAAUUGUUCAGACCAGCUGUUGACAAAUGGUUAGACCUAGCUAAAUUAAAAGCGAUCCAACGUGUACGGAAGUCGGCUGAACUUGAUCGAAUGUGCACUGGCGAAUACAUAGUGAAACACUGCACGUCGGCGAUAGAUGUUACAGCGUGUUUCUAUCAGAUCAAAGAAUUCUGGAAAAAGUUGGCGUGGCCAGAUCUUCCGGGAUCUUACAAUUUGGUACUAAAAGUUGUUGACGCCAUAUGCAGUUCAGCGGCGUACUACGCGGAGAUCACUCAUCAGAAGCUAGCUGACAGUGGUUAUUACAAAGAUCAGAACCCGUAUAAGACCACUGACGAGGUAAUCGCUGAGAUGUGUGUGGCCAUCAAUGGCCUCGAGUAUGUCCGAAGAUGGCUAUUGGAUUUAGGCGAGGAACUUUACGUUGAGAAGGUUCUAACAGCAUUGGAGAAUCAAGCGGGUGACUCUGCUCGGAUGCAGUGGCGAACUGCUCUGAUGUCUCCCCUGGAUCAAACUCCAGGACAAAUGUUACUCUUCAUCAAUCAAAUCAUUUCAAGGAUUGGCAUGAAGAUGAGACCACCAUUGAAAAACGCGAUAUUUCAUUUGGCUUGGUCUCCAGACAGUUUGCCUACUUCGGAAGCCAUCGCGAAGUUAUUAGAAUAUUUGGAUAGCCAUUUGGUGAUACUUAAUUCGGCUUUACUUUCAGUGAACUUCCUUCGAGUUCUCCAAGACAUCUGGGAAGUUGUUUUGGGAGAAUUGAGCAAUCAAAUGGAUGGUAACGCUGGAGAUAAACCUGCAAUGUUCUAUGAAAGACUCCACGAAGCCUUGGAUUUGCUGUUGAAAUUCUUCCAUGCGGAUGAAAAGGGUCUUCCGUACGAUACGCUUCAUUCUCAGAGUUUCAUGAACGCCGAGGAACGCUUACAGUAUCACAAGAUGGACACAUCAUUCUUGAUUGAUCGGUUUUAUCGACAACGACUUCAGGACCAAUUGAACACCGUAUCCACAGAGUACGGUGUACUAACAGUGAUGGCAUAUUUGAAUCACGAUUCACUCUGGGUGGAAGUUAAAAAUGCCAGAGAUGUUAUACCCUUAGAUCCGAACGGUUUCAGCGAUCCGUUUGUAAUAAUCGAGCUUUUACCACGAAGAGUGUUUGAACACUGCGCCGAACAGCAGACCAACGUAAGGAAGAAGACAUUAAAUCCGAUAUUUGGAGAAAGCUUCGAAUUCUCUGUAAAAGUGGGACAGUGUCAAAGUCCAGACGCCAUGGUACUCUUUACCGUAAUGGACCACGACGUCAUCAAAUCGAAUGACUUUGCGGGCGAAGCAUUCUUGGGGCUCAGCACGAUACCAGGCGUAGCGGACACAAACGCCAGCAUUGACAAUUUCCACGGCCUCAAGCCGACCGAAUUACCCCUUAUGCACCAAAAGAAUCGAAAUCACCCGAUUCUUCAAAUUCUGGAGACGAGGGCCGGCGACAAAGUGGCUAUCGACUUCGUUAAGAAGCAAAAGGAACGAUUCGCCCAAACGUAAAGCGCCGAGCACAGUGCAGACGUAAGAAUGUCUACGAAGCGUCAUCGCGGGUGAUUGAAUCCUACUCUUCGAUGGGGAGAAACGAGGGAAAAAUGGACAAAAAAUGAGAACCAACCCCAAAAGGAAGGCUCGUCGGCGUUCCACCGCCCACAUUUCUCCCGACACUCGCCGGAUCUUUCCUCGCGAGAGAUCUUUCUUUCUCGUCUGUGUAAAUCGUGUUGAAUAUAAUAGGUGUUGGUAACUAAAGAAAAAUUUUAAAAAACAGAAUACAUGUUAAAAACAGAUUCAGGGAAGCUAUCGAAAUCAAACGAGUGAACGAAAAGAAGAUAGAAAUGAAUAAACGUAUAUCCAAAAAGCUAUUUUUGUGUCAAAGAGGAAAUCGAGUAAAGUAUGAAGAAUGGAACAAAGAAGAGAUAUUUCAAGUCAAUCGGUGUGAUGUAU
Nomia melanderi (Alkali bee) is the source of this 5171-nucleotide messenger RNA. It is a transcript of the gene unc-13-4A, whose product is annotated as BAI1 associated protein 3. NCBI's taxonomy places the organism in Eukaryota, Metazoa, Arthropoda, Insecta, Hymenoptera, Halictidae. The record is from RefSeq and is a predicted model, not a curated record. Gene Ontology annotation, cellular component: secretory vesicle.